AUGACCCAAAUUGAGAGACGGGCAAAAUAUAGACAGGAAUUCUUGAAGCUUAGGACCGACCCAUGCUUACACUCGAAGGAGUCGGGAUAUGUUUUUGACGAAGCUCUGCAGAGAUGGCUGUCAAUGAAAGCCUGUCAGGUUGAAUAUUUCCAAGCCACUCCCCGGAAUGCUAUGAAGGGUGCUCUCAUGAUAGUCCUUCCUAUGUUUGUGUACGGAUAUAUUCUAUGGAAACAAAGAACUAACUUCUUGCAGGAUUGCCGUUGUGGCAAGAUUCGUUACAGAGAUAGAAUGUUCAAAUUGUGCUAA
This is a messenger RNA of Danaus chrysippus (African queen), 306 nucleotides long. The record is from the annotation of a GenBank genome assembly. Lineage: Eukaryota; Metazoa; Arthropoda; Insecta; Lepidoptera; Nymphalidae.